Molecule: messenger RNA, 2155 nt
Organism: Carassius carassius (crucian carp)
Lineage: Eukaryota; Metazoa; Chordata; Actinopteri; Cypriniformes; Cyprinidae
Product: RAD9, HUS1, RAD1-interacting nuclear orphan protein 1-like
Exons: 3
Coding region: 165-1043 (292 amino acids)
Biological process (GO): cellular response to ionizing radiation; DNA damage checkpoint signaling; recombinational repair
Cellular component (GO): nucleus; chromosome
Source: RefSeq, a predicted model, not a curated record
AUUCAAUCAAUAUAUUUUUUUUCUGGGAGGAACCGGAGUUUGUGAACCGAGGAUGAACCUCAGUCAGACGGGUUAUCAGUCUCUUUGUUGAAUUUACACGGUCCAAAGAGGAAAUACAAUGCGAUUAAGAAGAAAUACAAAGCUAUGCCUUAUCAUGUCUUCUAAUGCCCCGCAAUUCACAUAAGAAGAGGCUGCUGAACCCGCACAAAUCUCAGCUGUUGUUUGUGGAGGCUCCCAUUAAUGGACCAAAGCAUGAGUAUGGACCACAGCUACGGAGUGCCAUUCAACCAAAGACAUUUAUAUCAGAGAAACCACAGCAAAGUGGUGCACCAUGUACCUCUUGGGUGUCUCCAGAGUUUAAUUCGCUUGAAACCACAACAGUUAGUGAACGUGGCCGAGCGAGGAAAAAUAACACGAGACCUAUGAGAAUCUCAAAUAAGGUGCCAGAUUUGGGGUUUCCUCAGCCUAGAAGAGCAAAGGGAUGCAAAUAUAUUCCGUUGUCCUUUGAGGCAACCACAGCAGGUUCACAGCACCAACGUGAAAAUUUUAGUAGUACACAGACGAAGAAUGACAGGCAUGUUUCCUCAGACGGUCAUAGCAAGGAGUGUAGAGAAACUCCAAGAAGAACUCACUUUCCUCGAAAAGGGGUGAAGAUGAGGAUGGCUACCCAUGUUAUAUCCACCUCCAGGCGUUCAAAAGUUUUAGAAAACCUUCAGAUCCUUAAAAAUUUAAAUAGAACGUCUAAGGAUUCUGUUCACACACCGAACACAAGCUUAGUUCCCGAACCCCCAAAUAUAGAGACGCCAGAAAUGCCACAUUGUUCCAGCACGUCUCCAUCCAGUGUUCAACAUCUCCUCUUCCCUCCAAACCAAGCAAAAUCUCCUCCAUAUACUGAGGACACAAGUGUCCUGGUGAAGGACACACCUGAGGAAGACUAUGGACUGAGGGUGACAUGGAGACGUAGGAAAGGACUGAUGAAAUUGUUGAUUGAUAGAGGUCAGCUUCUUCCAGCAGAUGCUGGAGUUGCCAGUGAUUGGACUUAAAUCAGAAAUUAACAGAUACGGCAAUAGUUUGAUUUAGUUUUGUAGUCUUUUCUGUUCAUUAACGGACUUGAUAAGAUUUGGGAAAUUGUGAUCACUUACAACCAAGAAAAUGUAAUAAAUGAACACUUCAGGAGAGAGGAAUUAAAGAUGUAAUUUUGAUGUCCCCAGCCUUAUUUAAUGGAAGCACCUUUGCAUUCUGUAGGAUCAAUAAAUUAUGUGCUUAAAUGUAAAACGCGCACAUCUGUUGAAUAUGCCUUAUUUUAUCCAUUUAUUUUUAACCUAAGGGAGUUUGUGUACAUUUAUCUAUGCUGGAAAAGGCUAAUAUUUUUUUGAUUUUAUACUAUAGUAUUUUGAGAAAGUCUAAAAUGUAUAAAAUAUGGAAAAUAUGAAACAUAUAUAUCAACUAAAAUAUGAACUUAGAAAUAUAAGAAAUUUGAUUUAAAAUAUUUUGGCCUAUAUUCCCCUAUUUUUUACAGAAUAUAUAACUAUCAUUGAUGAGGAAGUCAAUUUAUUGUAGAAUAGAUGGUGGAUGCAGUGAUGUGUUUUUGUGACUGACAGAGAUACACAAUGAGCUUGUUAUACCGAGGUCUCUCAGUAGCCAGAUGAGAAUCAGAUCCAUCUCUCUGCGCAAAGCUUUUCUGGCUUUAAUAUUACUGUGUGUUCUUCUUGUCCGUAUAGACCCUGGUAAGAGAUCUGCUGGCCAUUUUUAUGCAGUGAGUCCUCAGUAAUUACUUUGAUAAUGAUUGACUGUCAUUUUUCUGCUAUUUCUCUGCUCUCUGCAUGAACUCCUUCAGCAAACGUCGAGCACCAUGUUUGGACCUUAUUACAGAAAGUUUUAAUGGAGUUAUCCUUGAACAAACUGUAAAACAAUGUUUCUGUCCCAGAUUUGUUGUACUUAAUACAUCCUGUGAUUGGGCAUCACUUAUUGGUGCACUUACAUUAUAGAUAAAUAAAUCAAUGAAUUACUGUACGUCAAACUACUGAUAACCUAUUUAAAAUGGAUGGUAUCUUGAAGAGAAAUAUUUCAUGCACAUCAAAUGUAAUUUUAUUAUAACAUGUUUUAAAUAUGCUUUUGAGUGUAUGAGUUCAUGUGGAUCUGGACCUGUGCUGCA